Messenger RNA from Pteronotus mesoamericanus, 2140 nucleotides. It is a transcript of the gene ZNF16, whose product is annotated as zinc finger protein 16. Gene Ontology annotation, biological process: negative regulation of transcription by RNA polymerase II. Gene Ontology annotation, molecular function: DNA-binding transcription repressor activity, RNA polymerase II-specific. Lineage: Eukaryota; Metazoa; Chordata; Mammalia; Chiroptera; Mormoopidae. The record is from RefSeq and is a predicted model, not a curated record. Bases 138 to 2084 code for a protein of 648 amino acids. The transcript is spliced from 3 exons.
CCUCGGGGCGAUCCGCCUGGGAGCCGUGGCUUUGCGUCUUCCCCAUAGCGACCCCCGGGGCGGGGGUUCGCGAGGGUUAAAUCUCCACGUUGACGACCACGCUCCCGCGUGAUGCCCGUGGCCCCGCGGUGCCAGUCAUGCCCAGCCUCAGAGCCCGCCCCGAAGAGACAGAGAUGGAGCCCUCAGCUCCCGGGCCAUCCCCAUGGACCCCUGCAGCCUGUGUGAGCGGUGCGCCCACCGUGACCCGCCCGGCGUCUGCACUGUGUGCCCCGCUCUGCUGCGGCAACACCGAGCGGGGAGCUGCCCCCCCGCACCGUCAGCAGCCAGAUCCCAACACCAGGAUUGAGGGCAAGGAGUUUCUUCAGAAGGAAGACAUUUCUGAGGAUUUAGAAUCACAGGCAGAAAUAUCAGAAAACUGCGCCAGUGACGUGUCCUUGGCACCUGAGCUCGGAGAACUCCGUGAUGACGUGUUGGGAGGAGACUGCGCUGUCCCUGAUGACAGGAGGCAGGGGCAGCCCUGCCCAGAGGAGCACUUCACGCCGGCGGCAGUGCCCCUUCACAGCCCCGUAGGAGCGAGCGAGCUGGACUGUGGUGGCUCUGAGAGGAGCUUCAGUCUGAGCCCAGACCCAGUGGCAUGUCAGGGAACCUCUGGGGAAGAGACGCCACAUCUGUACACGUGUGCCCAGAGCUCCCCAAACAGCGCAGAUCCAACCAGCCAUGAGGGGCUCCUCACAGCUGAAAGCACCUUCAUAUGUAAUGAGUGUGGAAAAACCUUCAGCCAGAAUUCAGUUCUUAAAAAUCAUCAGCGGUCUCCUGGGCGUGAGCCCUACCACUGCAGCGAGUGUGGGAAAGCCUCCCGUGUGCACACAGACCUGCUCGGGCCUCAGGUCGCCCACGGUGGAGAGAAGCCUUACAUUUGCAGUGACUGUGGAAAAGCCUUCAGCCAGAACUCGAGCCUUAAGAAGCACCAGAAGUCUCACGUGAGCGCGAAGCCCUACGAAUGCAGCGAGUGUGGGAAGGCUUUUAGGCGGAGCUCCAACCUCAUCCAGCAUCAGAGAAUUCAUUCUGGGGAGAAGCCGUACGUGUGCACUGACUGCGGGAAGGCCUUCAGGCGGAGCUCCAACCUCAUCAAGCACUGCAGGAUCCACACGGGCGAGAAGCCUUUUGAGUGUCCUGAGUGUGGGAAAGCCUUCAGCCAGAGCUCCCACCUGAGGAAGCACCAGCGGGUUCACACUGGGGAGAGGCCUUACGAGUGCAGUGAGUGCGGCAAACCCUUCAGCCGGGUCUCCAACCUCAUUAAGCAUCACCGCGUCCACACGGGAGAGAAGCCCUAUAAAUGCAGUGACUGUGGGAAGGCCUUCAGUCAGAGUUCCAGCCUCAUUCAGCAUCGGAGGAUUCACACGGGAGAGAAGCCUCAUGUGUGUGACGUGUGUGGGAAGGCCUUUAGUUACAGCUCAGUGCUCAGAAAGCACCAGAUAAUCCACACAGGAGAGAAGCCCUAUGAGUGUGGCGUCUGCGGGAAGGCCUUCAGCCACAGCUCAGCCCUCAUUCAGCACCAGGGGGUGCACACAGGCGACAAGCCCUACGAGUGUCGGGAAUGUGGGAAGACGUUUGGCCGCAGCUCCAACCUCAUCCUUCACCAGCGAGUUCACACUGGAGAGAAACCCUAUGAAUGUACCGAAUGUGGGAAAACCUUCAGCCAGAGCUCAACUCUCAUCCAGCAUCAGAGAAUCCACAAUGGAUUGAAACCCCAUGAGUGUAACCAAUGCGGUAAAGCCUUCAAUCGAAGCUCAAACCUCAUCCACCACCAGAAAGUUCACACUGGAGAGAAGCCAUACACGUGCACUGAAUGUGGCAAGGGCUUCAGCCAGAGCUCACACCUCAUUCAGCAUCAGAUCAUCCACACCGGUGAGAGGCCCUACAAGUGCACUGAGUGUGGGAAAUCCUUCAGUCAGCGCUCAGUCCUCAUCCAGCACCAGAGGGUCCACACCGGGGUGAAGCCCUACGACUGCGCUGCGUGCGGGAAGGCCUUCAGCCAGCGCUCAAAGCUGCUCAAGCACCAGCUGACCCACUCCCGGGAGUGAGAGUGGGCGUGGCCCCUCCCUGGCCCCCAGCUUUGCAGCAGAGCUCACUCCCUGCC